AUGCAAGGUGCAACUUUGUCACCAUUGUUGUAUAACUUGUAUACAUCACAAAUACUGGAUUAUGUAAAUAUACCCCAGGUUAAAAUAUUGCAAUUUGCUGAUGACUUACUUUUGUAUAGUGAAAAUCAAAGUUUAAACAUAGCGGUUAAUAGCAUAAACACAGCAUUAAAUAAACUUCAGACUUAUUACAGAAUUUUUUUGAAAUUAGAAAUAAGUUCAGAGAAAAGCUCAGUUUUAGUAUUCAGUAAAGAUCCAUUUGCACACACUGUAAAUAUUUCCUAUAACAAUGAUAAAAUCCCUAUAGUUAAUCACCAUAAAUUUCUUGGUGUAGUAGUGGAUGACAAACUAAAAUUUGAUAAACACAUUCAGUACAUAUGCCAAAAUGCCAUGAAAAGCAUUAAUGUAAUGAGAAGUUUGGCAGGUACUUUUUGGGGCUCAGAUCCAAAAACUUUGAACAUGCUGUACAAAAGCAUAGUCAGAAGUCAUUUUGACUACAGUUCCUUGGCUUAUAUGAAUGUAAAUAGUACAUUACUAAGAAAACUGGAUGUAAUACAAAAUAUUGGACUGAGAGUAAUAAGUGGAGCUAUGCGCACCACUCCUAUAAACAGUAUGGAAGUAGAAAACUGUAUACCUCCACUGUGCUUGCGAUGCUUACAGUUGGCUGAGCGAUUUUGUUUGAAGGAGCUGGCAAAUGAGAACAGUGUUAUCCUUGAUAGAGUCUCUUAUCCUGUAGAAAUAACUCAGUCAAUUGAAGCAAGCAGCAUCUCAACAAAUACACUGAUUUCAGGCUUGUUACCUGAAAUUCCAACCAUAAUGUCAUAUAUUAAAAACUUGACAAAUAACAAUGAUUUACUGUACAAGUUAGAAAAGCAUGUAGAAUUUGUAUGGGUACCCUCCCACAGUGGUAUAACUGGCAAUGAGGUUGUGGACGAGGCAACUCGUCGGGACCAUGAUGACGAUUUAACAGACUCUUUCAAAGUGCCUUUCACAGACUAUUAUAUGCAGAUAAAGAUUCAUCUCAAGAGAAGAUGGAAAGAAUAUUGGAACUACAAUACAGAGAUAUUAAAUAAAGGACAAUGGUACUCAGAAAUACAGAGAGAUUUACCAAUGAUCCCAUGGUAUAACAGCUUCAAAUACAAUAAUAGGAAGUUCAUAACGUGCAUAAAUCGCUUACAUGUAGGACACUGCUGUGUUCCAGCACAUCUUAAGAGGAAGAAAAUCAUUCUUGAUGAUAAUUGUACAUAUUGUUCAAAGGAAAAUGCCGAUAUAAAGCAUGUCUUGUUUGAAUGCGAAAUGUUUAACAUCCAACGUUUAUUACUUGCAAGUGUCAUUAGUGAUGUCGCAGAAGAAAAUUCAUUAAGUGUUCCCCGCCGCCCUCGAGAUUUACUAUCUUAUCGUGCUUUUUUCUUACCUGUGUUUAAAUUUAUUUCAAACACAGUUGAACAAAUUUAA
Pieris macdunnoughi is the source of this 1452-nucleotide messenger RNA. NCBI's taxonomy places the organism in Eukaryota, Metazoa, Arthropoda, Insecta, Lepidoptera, Pieridae. The record is from the annotation of a GenBank genome assembly.